This is a messenger RNA of Salvia miltiorrhiza (redroot sage), 1158 nucleotides long. Its product is annotated as vesicle transport v-SNARE 13-like. The record is from RefSeq and is a predicted model, not a curated record. The coding region runs from base 260 to 925 and encodes 221 amino acids. Gene Ontology annotation, cellular component: endoplasmic reticulum membrane; ER to Golgi transport vesicle membrane; Golgi apparatus. Lineage: Eukaryota; Viridiplantae; Streptophyta; Magnoliopsida; Lamiales; Lamiaceae. Gene Ontology annotation, biological process: vesicle fusion; intracellular protein transport; vesicle-mediated transport. Gene Ontology annotation, molecular function: SNAP receptor activity; SNARE binding. The transcript is spliced from 6 exons.
AACUAAAAACCUUUUUUCUUUGUUCAAAGAAAGAAAAAUAGAGAAAAUAUAAAAAGUAGAAAUCUUGAACGAUAAAUUGGAACCGCGGAAUAACAGAAUAGUUUCGUGAACGAAACCCCCGAAAUUCAACCCACUUUUCUUAAUUGAUUCGAAUUACAAACACUGAUUUUGGACCAGAUUUUUCAGUAGUUUUGUAAUUAAGAGUUCGACCGAUCGUUGAUUUAUCAAUUUUUGCCCAAAUUUAGUUAGGAAGGUGACGAUGAGCGCCGUAUUUGAAGGUUACGAAAAACAAUACUGCGAGCUCUCUGCGAAUUUGUCGAAGAAGUGUGCGUCGGCCAACCUACUCGAUGGAGAGCAAAAGAAGCAAAAGAUUUCUGAAAUUAAAGUUGGAUUGGAUGAGGCAGAAGCACUGAUUAGGAAGAUGGAUCUGGAGGCUCGUGCCUUGCAGCCAAAUAUUAAGGUAGUGCUUCUUGCUAAGUUGAGAGAGUAUAAGUCUGAUCUGAACAAUUUGAAAAGUGAAGUGAAACGAAUUGCAUCAACGAACUUGAACCAAGCUGCCCGAGAUGAGCUGCUGGAGGCAGGAUUGGCAGAUACACUGGCAGUAUCUGCAAAUCAAAGGGAUAGAUUAUUAACGGCAACUGAACGGCUGGAUAAUUCGAGUAACAGGAUCAGGGAUAGUAGGAAGGUCAUGCUGGAAACAGAAGAGCUUGGCGUUUCACUUCUUCAAGAUUUGCAUCAGCAGCGGCAGUCUCUCUCGCAUGCUGAUAACACAUUGAAUGGUGUCGACAACAACAUAGGCAGAAGCAAGAAAAUCUUAACCAACAUGUCGAGAAGGAUGAACCGGAACAAGUGGAUGAUUGGUGGUGUAAUCACGGUACUGGUUAUCGCGAUCGCUCUCAUCCUAUACUUUAAAUUGGCCAAGUAAACAAGACUUGUGUUGUGUGUAAAUUGUGCUUGUUUUUAUUCUUCUUGUUCGAUUGUUCCGAGUGAAACUGCCAACUGCCUUGUUUUUGUUUGUUUGUUUGUUUGUUUUUAAAAUAGCUGUAAAUUUGAAGUUCCUUGUUCUGCAAUCAAAUGAGAAGCACUGCAAAUGUGUGCGCAGCUUGCGUUGGGCGUAUGUAAUGUGAAAGAAAUUAAUAAAUAUUUUCUUUGUCACCA